Molecule: messenger RNA, 1620 nt
Organism: Nematolebias whitei (Rio pearlfish)
Lineage: Eukaryota; Metazoa; Chordata; Actinopteri; Cyprinodontiformes; Rivulidae
Gene: bcas1
Product: brain enriched myelin associated protein 1
Biological process (GO): myelination
Source: RefSeq, a predicted model, not a curated record
CAAGGCAGGAAGAGGGCGGCCAUCUCUCUGACAGACAGCUUUUCCUCCAGAGGACAUCACUUGUUUGACCUGCUGUGCUGAAACAAGAAGUGAACGGUGUUAAACCAGAUUGGUAAAAAUAUGGGAAAUGAGCAAUCGACUAAUGAUGAACCAACCCAGAAUGGGAAAAUUCUCGAGAAGCAUGAAAAUGGAUCAGUGAAUGGUCUCUCUGCAACCAUCACAUCCAGUGGAUUGGAGAAAGAUGUUAAAAGUGACAUCACAGUCCAUCAGAAUAGCGAGCCUCAGUCUUCAAAGCCCACACCAGAAACAACAGAUAAUGUGACAGUGGAACCUGAUGGCCGACUUGCCACCACUCAAGAUAUUGCUGAACUCCUCAAUGUGGCCGAAAUCCUCAAUGUGGCCUCUGAGAACCCUGCGACGACUUCCAACGAGGAACAGGUCAAGAAGAGCAAAGAGGCGAAACGUCACGUUUUUGGCAAACUGUUCAAAAAGAAAUCUGAUCGAAGAGCUGAUAAUGAGCCGGAGAAAGAAAAAGAACAGCAGAGCUCAAACGAAGAUCAAGUAGACGUUAGUCAGACGACUCCUGAGCCGCAGCAGGAGACGGCUGACCUGAAGCAAGAACCUGAAUCUGUGCUUGAACCGAAGACUGAAGAGAAACCUGAGUCCAGUCCGGAGAAGGAGGGUGAUCCUGAAACAGAGAACGGAAACACUCAGCCUGUCCAAGUAGAAGAGAGUAACCCAGAAGAGAAUCCAGUUAUGAACUUCUUCAAAACAUUUGUAACAACUACUAAAACAACCAAAAAGGAAACAGCUGCUCCUGAUGCCACAAAAGAUCAGUCCACGAAGGAGACCCAGCCUGCAGCAACCACUACUGUUGCACAAAUAUCUGAACCCCCUGCAGCACCAAAAGGAAUGCCUGCCCCACCGCCACCUCCUCCAGAGCCACCAAAACUGGAAUCCAAAGGAGAAUCAACAAUCAAACUGGCAAAACCAGUGACUAAAGAAGAACCAAAAGCUGCAGCAAAAGAUCCUGAGGCCUCAAAAGGAAAAUCAGCUAAAGCGACUCUGAACAAGUUCUUCCGUCCAAAGGAAACAUCAGUAGAGGUCCCUCAGCCUGUUGUAGAAGUGCAGAUGGUUGAAAAUAUGGUUGAAGUUCAGGAGGCUGCAGUGGAGGUGACACAACAAAUUCUAGACGUGCAGAAGGUGGAUCCUUCAAAAACCAGCACUUUGGAGGCAGCUGCCAAUCCAGAACCAGCUCUACCCCCUCAGGAAGAAAAGAAAGGAGCCUCAAAAUCAUCCUUUCUGUCUGUCUUCAAGUCCAAAGCAGCUGAGCCCAAAAAAACAUCUUCAGCCCCAGCUGCAGCAGCAGAAGCAGCUCAAGUGGCUAAAGCCAAAGAGGAACCAAAAGCUGCAGCCAAGUCCUCAGAGGCAGUUGUUGAUAACAAACCAGUGUCUGCAGUCCUUCAAGCAGGAGACGAUGCAGUCGGUGCACCCAAAAAACUGGAGAAGAGGAACUCCAUCCAGUUGUUCUUUAAAAACCUGGGUCAGAAACGCCACUCCACAGAUGCCGGGGUCCAAACAGAACCACUGACUGCUGCUUCAUCUGAGAAAACCAAAUGA